Galleria mellonella (greater wax moth) is the source of this 2210-nucleotide messenger RNA. Its product is annotated as clavesin-2-like. Gene Ontology annotation, cellular component: membrane. The transcript is spliced from 6 exons. The record is from RefSeq and is a predicted model, not a curated record. NCBI's taxonomy places the organism in Eukaryota, Metazoa, Arthropoda, Insecta, Lepidoptera, Pyralidae. Gene Ontology annotation, molecular function: phosphatidylinositol bisphosphate binding. Bases 354 to 1277 code for a protein of 307 amino acids.
CCGGCCAGACCCAGAGCAACUAGUGGCCAUACUCGGCUAGUUCCGUGCGGACAUCUCGCUGGCCUGUACUCUAUACGAUACGAUACGCGGUUUAUUCUUUGGGGGCUUUCUAAAUUAAAACUUGUUACCUUUACACUAAAAUUUUUUCCUAUCUUAAUAGUGAUCUCAUACGAAAUUUAUAAUUUGGUAUUUUCGUUAUUUAUAUUGAGUUACGAAAUUAAAUAAGUGAAGGGUACGUUGCUCUUACGAAAUAGUAACUAAGUUGCUUUGAACUAAUCUCGCUGUGCAGUUGAUAUACAAUACAAAAAUUAUACACAACAGGAAAUUUUUGAGUGUUGUUAAAAACAACGAAAAUGGAUAUCCAGUUGGAUGCAAAUGGCACCCCAUUUGUGGUAUGGGGUAAUAAUAGGAUACAGUUGGAAAAAGAUCCCAUCACUGAAAAGUGUUACAUUGAAAAGGCUGAGAAAGAACUGAGGGAAACACCAGAAAAUGUAGAAGCAGCUUUAACUGAACUAAGAAUACUUUUGAAAGGGGAACCUUCACUCGUCUUGCCCAUCGACAACGAUGAAUUUCUGAUGAAAUUUUUAAGACCUUGCAAGUUCUAUUCGGAAAGCGCCUUCAAAAGGAUACAAGCAUAUUAUAAAUAUAGAAAAACAUUCGUUGAAUACACGAGAGACUUGGUACCAUCUACCGUUCGUUCUGCUUUCGAAUAUUCCAUUAUUUCCUUCCUGUCGCCGAGAGAUCAGCAUGGACGCCGUAUAUUACUUGUGGAGUCAGAACGAUGGAAUCCUCGAGAGGUCUCUCUACAAGAAGUGUUCAGAGGAGUUCAGUUGGGACUGGAGGCUGCCAUGGUGGAGCCUAAAACGCAAGUCAGCGGAGUCAUCACUAUCCUCGACAUGAAGGGUUUAACCCUCGCGCAGAUCAUGCAGAUGACGCCGUCCUUCGCGAAAAUGGUCAUUGACUGGAUUCAGGACUGCAUUCCAAUUCGCCUAAAAGCUGUCCACAUAGUAAACCAGCCAUAUCUUUUCAAUAUGUUGUUUGCUAUAUUUAAACCUUUUAUGAGGGAGAAGCUACGCUCUCGCAUCUUCUUCCACGGCACAGAUAGACAGUCGUUACUGUCCCAAAUUCAUGCUGAUGCUUUGAGGAAACGCCACGGAGGAAUUUUGCCGGAUCCCGAGAUACCAGGGGAGGUAGUGUGGAAGAUGAUGAUGCAUUACGAGGAUAAUUUCAGAGCUAAAAAUUCUUAUGGGUACGUGACAAACAAUAAUGUGAAGUAAAUAAAAAAACUGGUUUAAAAUUAUAGAGUUUUUAAGAUAUUAAGCGUAAUAAAUAACCAAAACGUAAAUGGAGAAAACAUCGUUUGAAUAGAGUGGACUCGUUUGAACAACUAAUAGAUUAAAAAGUGAUAUUGUGAUUUAAACAUAUGUAUAUUUUUAUAUUGUUAAUGUAAUAUUAAUUUUAAAAGACAAUUCGCAGUGUAACUAAUACUUCAUUCGUUGUAAUAAUUUAUAUUCCGUUCCAUGUACAUAACAUAAAUACAUCAAUUUAAUGAUAUAGGCUCAAUGAAAUAUGCGCCGAUAACUUAGUGUAUCUUGUCAGAUUUGACAGAGAUGAGUUAAACUUAGGUCAAGGCAUCGACCGAUAUGUUUAUCUUGUUUUCUAGUGUACAAACAAUUAUGAGAGACCUAAUUUUAGAGUUCUAUUUAAAAUAUGCUUUAUGAUUAAUUUCAAGAUAAAUAGAUCUAGGUAAAAUGUAGAUAUAUCUAUAUUACAAAUGAAUAAAUAUUAAGGAGUAAGUAAUAAAUGUAUGAUAAAAAAGACAGGUUCUUGACAUUAAGAUUUUAUCUGUAUUAGUCUUGCCUAUUUCUACAUCUAAUAAGCAAUUAGCAGCAUACUUUUGUUGUUGUCAUGUGGUUUUAAUUCAUUUAGGAAGGAUAAUAUAUUGUUAUAGGGAGGGUUACGAGCAUUAUGGUAAAGGUUCAUGUGUUUGCUAGCUCAUUUGCUGAUUUCAGUAUCGAUUAAGUGUUUAGGUAUUUCUAACACAACCAUUUUGUAGGGUAAAAACCGCUGUUACUUCGCGAAUAAAAAUGCCAAUUGUAAAAUUAUUCUUUGUCAUUAGCUACCUGUAUCUAUCUAUUAAAACUCUAUAUUAUAAAAUAUCAAUUUAAUAGCUUUAUCUGUGAUAGUUUUGAAUUAAAUAUUAUAAUUUA